UGAAGAUUGGGCUUCGUUCCUAGUCGGCUUGUCCGUCUCGCAGGGAAUUUGGGGGUGGUGGGAGUGUCCUGGCUGCCACCAACCUCGGAUAAAGGGGAACCCAUGGCCAAAUGGUUUAAGGAUUACCUCAGUUUUGGGAGCAGGAGGUCUCCCCCACAGCCUCCCAAACCAGAUUACACCGAGAGUGAUAUCUUAAAGGCCUAUCGGGCCCAGAAGAGUUUAGAUUUUGAGGAUCCCUACGAAGAGGGCGACGGCAAAACCGAUCCCGAUCCGGGAGGCUCUCCGAGUAAGGGGUGUGUCUGCAGCGGCAAUUUGGAAGGGAAGUACGGGUCGCCCAAACACCGUCUCAUCAAAGUAGACGCCUCUGAUCUUAACCGGAGCAAGGCCCUCCUUGCCACGGUGGGCGAGGACUCGGCCGUCCCGUCAGAUCAGGCCCCUGGAGAAAGUGAAUAUUCGGACCCCUUCGAUGCUCACCGGGAACCGAAAGGGGAAGGCGAGGAAGAUGCGGGCCUGGAAAACAAUGGCUACAUGGAGCCCUACAAUGCCCAGAGAGUGGUGGCUGACCUCCAGCGGAAAAACGAACGGGAGGAACAGCGGGUGAAGAAAUCCCGGAUCGACCUGCAGCUGUACGACACCCCUUACGAGGAGGAGGAGGCCGAGGCCAACCCCGAGGCCGGCCCCAUGGAGAAGCCCCCCAAGAGCCGCCUGCCCCAGGAGGAUGAACGGCCCGCCGACGAAUACGACCAGCCCUGGGAGUGGAAGAAGAAUCACAUUUCGCGGGCUUUCGCUGUAGACAUAAAGGAGAAUAAAGUAUUGCCCUGGCCACCGCCGGUAGGACAACUUGCGGGGACGGAAGACCCCCUAGAUCCAGAAGCGCAGUUCGAAGCCCCCAAGUGGGACCGGACCUCUCCCUCCUCCUCUUCCUCAUCCUCAGGCCCAAAAGAGCACCGGCUGUGUCUGCCGAAGCACCCGACGGGCUCCGCCAAGUUGGGCCGGCCGCAGAGCCCCGAGUCCAGCGUUCCCCUGGCUGAGCGCAUCGACCUGUCGCUGCCCCUGGAGAGUCAGGC
This is a messenger RNA of Thamnophis elegans (Western terrestrial garter snake), 1067 nucleotides long. It is a transcript of the gene SHD, whose product is annotated as Src homology 2 domain containing transforming protein D. NCBI's taxonomy places the organism in Eukaryota, Metazoa, Chordata, Lepidosauria, Squamata, Natricidae. The record is from RefSeq and is a predicted model, not a curated record. The annotation marks the transcript as partial. Gene Ontology annotation, molecular function: phosphotyrosine residue binding. The transcript is spliced from 5 exons.